UGAAAGCUGUAAAGAACUGUCUGGUUUGCUUAGCCUCGUUUUGUGAGAAACACAUCCAACCUCAUUAUGAGUCUUUUACUUUUAGUAAACAUAAACUUGUUGAAGUUUCAGUGAAGCCCCAGCAGAACUUCAGCUCUCGUCAUGAUGAAGUGAUGAAGAUUUUAUUUGAUAAAUUUAAAAGAGAUCCAAAUGCAGCAGAAAGGACAGACAAGCCGGAGUUUGAAGUAAUGCGACAACAACUCAAGCAGAGACAUCAGAACCAAGAGAAAGAUGUGAAAGUGGUUCAACAGAAGAUGAGGAGCAUCAGCGUCUCAGAUGAUAAAGCAGAGGAUACCAAGGUGUCACUUCCCUCCUCUAACAAAAAGAGGGUGAAGAGCAGACCUUUAUCAGUGCCGAUACCGCCUGGUCCAGACCCAGUCCCAGGUGGUGGUGUCUCUCCAAACAUGAAGAAAUUGAUCAAAAACUUCAACAAAGAUAAACCAGCACCUGUUCCCACCUCCAUUCCAACAAAGAUUUGUGGUAAAUGUGGCAAGGAUUUGUCCAGCACUCAACCAGCUUUGAAGGCAAUGGGCAAAGUUUUCCACUUCAGCUGUUUCUGCUGCAUCAGAUGUCAUCGCCCCCUGCAGGGCUUGCAGUUCUACGACAAGGAAGGCUCACCAGAAUGUGAAAGUUGCUACGUGACAUCCCUGUCUUCCUGCUCUCAAUGCGGAGAAAUCACUGACCAUAUCCUGAAGGCCAUGGGAAAGUGCUUCCAUGUCCGGUGCUUCCUGUGCAGCACCUGCUCCUGCAUGCUGGAUGGACUCCCAUUUAUUGCAGGUGAAGUCAACAAGCCCUACUGUGAACAGGAUUACCACAAGCAUUUCUCUCCUCAGUGUGAAACCUGUAAAGAACCCAUUGUUCCGGCUGCGGGCAGUGAUGAAAUGAUAAAACUGGUGGCUCUGGGGAAGAACUACCACAUCGAGUGUUACCACUGUGAGGACUGUGAUCGACCAUUGUCAACAGAAGUAGAUAAAUAUCAAGGUUAUUCUCUAAAUGGCAGGGUUCUGUAUUAAGUGUCACAGCAAGAGAACCAGGAAGUGAUUGACUGAUGUGGGAUCUUUAGGUUGGACCAAAUUUAAAAGCAUGAUUUCUCUUAACAUUUUUUUUGAUAAGUUCAUACAAGUUCUGCACUGAAUAAAAACUGGUUUAUUGCAGAUCUUAUAUAAGUCUUCCAACCAAGUUUGUUGUUAGAAAUACAUAAUGUUUUAAAGCACUUAGCAGAUUUUUUAAUACAAAUACUUGUUUUCAAAUACACGGUCAAAUUCAACAAUAUGUGUUCAGAUGAGGCUCAUUUGUCGAAUUAAAAGUAUCAUUUUGACAAUAAUCCUUAAUCAGGUGUUAGACAUACUUUUCAUUAAGUCCAUAUUUCUGUAUUAGAAUUUGGUUUUGCCUGAUGUAAUAUUCUAAUCUUAAAUGUCAUG
Messenger RNA from Poeciliopsis prolifica (blackstripe livebearer), 1460 nucleotides. RefSeq names its product zyxin-like. The record is from RefSeq and is a predicted model, not a curated record. NCBI's taxonomy places the organism in Eukaryota, Metazoa, Chordata, Actinopteri, Cyprinodontiformes, Poeciliidae. Gene Ontology annotation, biological process: transforming growth factor beta receptor signaling pathway; integrin-mediated signaling pathway.